AAAAAUUAUGGAACUCUAACUCCUAAAAGAUACUAUUUUUCGAAUGUCAAGAGAAUGACCAAUUCAUAUAAAGAAAAACUAGGCCGUGGUGGUUAUGGAGAUGUGUACAAAGGAAAUCUACCAGAUGGUCGCCCUAUAGCUGUGAAGGUCCUUAAUGUAUCCAAGGGGAAUGGAGAAGAAUUUAUUAACGAAGUUGCAAGCAUUGGUAGAACUUCUCAUGUCAAUGUUGUUACACUUCUAGGAUUUUGUUUGGAGGGUGAAAAGAGAGCUUUGAUCUAUGAGUUCAUGCCAAAUGGGUCUUUAGAAAAGUUCAUCUUCAAGGAAAGCACUUCGGAGGACAAUCAAAAUUUGGGAUGGGAAAAGCUAUAUAGUAUUGCAAUUGGAAUAGCCCGAGGGCUCGAGUACUUGCACCAUGGAUGUAACACAAGAAUUUUGCAUUUGGACAUAAAACCUCAAAACAUUCUUCUUGAUAAAGAAUUUUGCCCAAAGAUCUCUGAUUUUGGGCUGUCCAAACUAUGCUCUAGAAAGGAUAGUGUUGUGUCAACGAUUGGGCCCAGAGGGACACCUGGGUAUAUAGCUCCAGAAGUCUUUUUCCGAAACUUUGGGGCUGUUUCACUCAAAUCAGACAUCUACAGCUAUGGAAUGGUGGUUCUUGAAAUGGUUGGAGGAAAGAAGAGCGUUCAAACAAGGCCUAUUCUUUCUUCUCCCCCAAGACCUCUACCUGAUUCCUCUGCCACAUCUGGUUGCGAUACUAUGUCACUAGUAGAUUAAUUUGUAUACCUGGUUUAUCUUUUAUGUCUUUAUAAGGAAUUUGUACUAAUUGUUUAGGCUAUAAAUCUGUGACAGUACAAGGCUCAUGAAUAGUUUCAUGUUAGGUUGAUAUGUUAGUUUUCCUUGUGUUUGGUUUAAGUGAGCUAUUGGCCCACAGCAUUAGGAUUCCAAGAUAAUGCAAUAAAUAUUCUUGGUGAGG
Messenger RNA from Rubroshorea leprosula, 970 nucleotides. NCBI's taxonomy places the organism in Eukaryota, Viridiplantae, Streptophyta, Magnoliopsida, Malvales, Dipterocarpaceae. The record is from the annotation of a GenBank genome assembly.